GCAGUUGGGUGGCUAAACGCGAGUACUUGAGGUCCUAACUCCACCACGUUAAAAGAAAGAAGGGAAGAAGUCUGAGAAUUGGAAGUCCGGAGAUGGCUAUGGUUCUUCUUGUACCCAGUUCGCCCCUCUUGGCAAAAGCUGCUGUUAUUCGUGUUUCGUGCUUCUCUACUGCUAGUAAAAUUGAAGCAAGAAAAAACAAGUCUCCUUCGCCCAGGCUGUUUGAUAAGCUGUUCCUUAGUCUAUUCCGGAACAAAAUGGUCCAGGAGACUGGCUGGGACUCUGAAAAGCCUGGCUACGACGGUCUAAUUGAAGUGGCCCAUCGUCUCACCCUUGCUCAAAACAAUUCCCAAACUAGAGACGCCUCGGUUCGGAUAUUGAGAUCAUUAUUUCCUCCUUUGUUGUUGGAGCUCUACCGGAUGCUUGUUGCACCUAUAGCUAGUGGUAAAUUUGCAGCCUUGAUGGUCGCAAGGGUCACUGCAUUAUCUUGUCAAUGGCUUAUGGGUCCAUGCGCUGUUAAUUCCGUGGAUCUUCCUAAUGGUUCCUCUUUGAUGAGCGGGGUUUUCGUGGAGAAAUGCAAGUACUUGGAAGAGAGCAAAUGUGUGGGUUUAUGCAUUAAUACAUGUAAACUCCCUACACAGGUCAGUUUUCUGGAUUGAUAAUUAUAGUUGGAUUCUUUUGAUGCAUUUGCAUUGCUGACUUUUUGUCACUCUUUAUCUGGCAAAGUACUUUGACGGUUGCUUUAAUAUCGCGUAUAAAACAUCCAUAUCUGGUAGAUUGUAUUUGCUUCAUUCAUGUUUUCCCUUCUUUAUUUUUCCUUUUAUGUGUGUGGAUUAUCUAGAGCAGGAUGUUGAAUUCUAUUUUUGACUUUAUAAUAUACGGUUUGAUUAUAAAAGCAGCAUAUGCUAGUACAUAUUAGGUUGCUCCUUGCCUAAGCAGCCAAUUCAGGAAAUAGAGCACGGCUAAAGAAUUUUAUUGACAAUUGAGAGACGUACAGCACAAAAAGGAGCUGAUGUUUGGGCAUGAAGCCCCAAAUAACAUCAUCGUGCUAGCUACCAAACACUGAAGAACAUUAAUAGGUGUAAAACUAGAGAGAGAAAGCUAGAGAAAAGGUAGAGAGGGAAAAAACAUUGUUCGAGUCUUUUAAAUUGUUGUUAUUUCAUCAACAUAUAAAAUAUCAGAUAUAGUCACAUUUUCAACACCAUUGCCUCU
Molecule: messenger RNA, 1209 nt
Organism: Lycium ferocissimum
Lineage: Eukaryota; Viridiplantae; Streptophyta; Magnoliopsida; Solanales; Solanaceae
Product: beta-carotene isomerase D27, chloroplastic
Exons: 6
Coding region: 93-656 (187 amino acids)
Molecular function (GO): iron ion binding
Source: RefSeq, a predicted model, not a curated record